AUGAGCGAUACUGACGUCAUCAUCGCUGGCGGUGGCCACAAUGGCCUGAUUUGCGCGGCGAUGCUCGCCAGAGAGGGGGUGUCCACCUUAGUGCUGGAGCGCAACGACUGGGUCGGCGGUGGCGUGCUCACGCGAGAGCUGACGUUGCCUGGCUUUAAGCAUGAUCCAUUUGGUUCUUCUCAUGUUUGGAUCCAUCUGAAUCCGGAUUUUCAAAAACUUAAACCGGAACUCGAACAAUAUGGCCUGAAGUACCUGUGGUCCGAUGAUCACAUUACCGGCCAUCCCAACAAAUACGAAGGUCAGGGCAUUAUUGUCUACAAAGACGUGGAUAAAACCUGUGACAGCAUUGCUGAGUAUUCAGCUAAGGACGCCAAGCGUUAUCGGGAAAUUUAUGAGGAAUUCGGUGAGAUUCAGGAUGGCGUAAUCAAAGGCAUGUUCUCACCGCCUGCGCCACCCAGUUACAUGUAUCAGGCCAUGGAGAAUAGCCCGGAAGGUCUAAAACGACUUCGAGACUACCAGCUCAGUUCACGCCAGUUCACGUUGGAAAAUUUCGAAAACGAAAUGGUACGGGCAUUUAUUCUGGGCUGGGCAACCGCUCCCCAGACGCUGCCGGAUCAGCUGGGAACUGCUGCGGGUUUUUACGUCAUGAUUCCCAGUAUUCACUACUACGGUCAGUCCAUUCCGCAGGGCGGCAGCGGGAUGCUGUCGGAAGCUUUGAAACGCUAUGUGGAAGACCACGGUGGCAAAGUGAUGACUGGCGCCACCGUGGAUAAGUUUCUGGUUGAAAACAAUGCCUGUCACGGGGUUCGCUUAAGUGACGGAACAGAAAUUUCCGCCCGCCAGGGCGUUGUGAGUUCGCUGGACCCGUUCCAGACUUUUCUCAGCGGUUUCGAGGAAGGGGUAUUGCCCAGUGACUUUCGCUGCAUGGUGGAGAACUUUGUCUUUGGCGAUGUCACCAUUGCCCGAGUGCACUAUGCACUCAACGAGGCAGCCAGGUUUAACAACGGGCCUGAGAUGGACAAAACCGCCUUUCAACGGAUUUUUGGCAAUAUCGCCGAUAUUGAUCGGCAAUAUCAGGAAAUGGCGAUGGGCAAACCGCCCAGCGAUCCGUUCCUCUGGACGGCAACCUGGACCAACAUGGACCCAACUCGGGCACCGGACGGCAAGCACACGAUGAUUAUGGACACCUUUGUGCCGGUGGACCUGGCCAGCGGUGAAGACUGGGAGUCUUUUGCGCCGGAUUACAUUCGCAACACGUUGCUUAAACAACUGCGCAAUUACACCAGCAAUAUGAGUGACGACAAUAUUCUUGCUGAGUAUGUGGAGUCCGGACCUAGUCUGGCCCGCGCAAACUUGUGCUUCCAUCGAGGCGUUACCACUGGCGGCGAACGAAUUUUGUCGCAGAUGGGCGCGUUUCGUCCGUUCCCGAACUACGCCAAUUACCGAGGUCCGGUGGACCGGUUUUAUAUGACCGGACCAUCCUGUCAUCCCGGCGGUGGAAUAUGCGGUAUGGGCACUAUCGCUGCUCGAGAAAUAUUGGCGGACUUGCGAGGCACCACCCCUGAUGCUGACGACGAUUUUGACUUCUAG
This is a messenger RNA of Nerophis lumbriciformis (worm pipefish), 1590 nucleotides long. The record is from RefSeq and is a predicted model, not a curated record. NCBI's taxonomy places the organism in Eukaryota, Metazoa, Chordata, Actinopteri, Syngnathiformes, Syngnathidae.